This is a messenger RNA of Olea europaea var. sylvestris, 1689 nucleotides long. RefSeq names its product cyclin-D4-1-like. NCBI's taxonomy places the organism in Eukaryota, Viridiplantae, Streptophyta, Magnoliopsida, Lamiales, Oleaceae. The record is from RefSeq and is a predicted model, not a curated record. Gene Ontology annotation, molecular function: cyclin-dependent protein serine/threonine kinase regulator activity. Gene Ontology annotation, cellular component: cyclin-dependent protein kinase holoenzyme complex; cytoplasm; nucleus. The transcript is spliced from 6 exons. Bases 230 to 1273 code for a protein of 347 amino acids. Gene Ontology annotation, biological process: regulation of cyclin-dependent protein serine/threonine kinase activity; mitotic cell cycle phase transition.
CAUUAACGAGGAUAACAAAAUCAAAUACUCCCCUUUACCCUAAAGAAAGAUGUUCAUUUGCUCCCUUCUCUCUCUCUAAAAUCCUCUUUCUCUCUCUCUCUAAAACCUCCAUCUGUCAUCACAUUUUGUAGGUUCAUAUAUUGGAAGAACUCAUUAUGCCAACUUGACAUGCUAAAAUCUAUUCAUAAGGAAAAUCCCAUUAAAAAUCUACUCUUUAUGUGAUUUUCCAAUGUCUGAUGUUAAGAGUUUUGAUUAUGCAGAAUCAAAUAUGUUAUGUACAGAAGGACCCAAAAGUUUGUGCUUUGACGAUGAUGAUCUUGUCGAUGGCCAAAGCUGUGAAAUCAAGAAUGAUGAAGGCUUGAGUGUUGGAAAUGGCGGAUCAGAUUCAGAGCCAUUAAUUAAUUUUCCAUGUUUGAGUGAAGAGAACUUUGGUUUAAUGCUAGAGAGAGAAAAAGGGUUCUUGCCUAAAGAUGAUUAUCUCAAGCGAUUGAGAAAUGGGGACUUGAAUUUGAGUGUGAGAACAGAGGCUCUUGAUUGGAUUUCUAAGGCUUGUGCUCACCACAGUUUUGGAGCAUUGUGUUUGUGUUUGUCUAUGAAUUACUGCGAUCGAUUUCUAUCAGUCUACGACCUGCCUCAAGGUAAACCCUGGGUUGUUCAUUUGAUAGCGGUUUCAUGUUUAUCACUAGCAGCCAAAAUGGAAGAAAUUGAAGUUCCUCUCUCUGUUGAUUUACAGGUGGGCGAACCAAAGUUCAUGUUCGAAAGUAAAACUGUUCAAAGAAUGGAGCUUUUUGUAUUGAGCACCUUAAAGUGGAAAAUGCGAGCUUAUACUCCAUGUAGCUUCAUCGACUAUUUCCUCCACAAGAUCAAGAAGGAUGAAUUCCCACCGAUGCAUUUGAUCCAUAGAUCAACUGAAGUCAUCAUAAGCACAAUUACAUGUAUUGACUUGUUGGAAUUCAGGCCUUCCGAAAUAGCUGCAGCAGUAGCAAUGUCUGUUUCAGUACAAGCAACGGACAUGGACGAGGCACUGCCAAGUUUCAUGGGAGUAGACAAGGCCAAAGUGAUCAGAUGCCUUAAGUUGAUCCAAAAUUUGACAAACAUUAAUGGGAUUACUCCUAACGGCGUGCCCCAAAGUCCAAACAGGGUGUUGGAGGCUGCAUGCUUGCGAAGUGAUGGAAGAACAGUUGAGUCAUGUCCAAAUUCUUCACAUAGUGGUCCAAAUACUGAAAGAACAAAACUGGACAAAACACCAAUCGAAGAGGACUUGAAGUCGUGAAAUGUGAAUAUUUGCUGUCAAAAAUCAAAUAUUUGGUUGAUGGGAGCUUUGGUGCGGUAUACAAAAGGUGCCUCUUUGAUAGGAUAGCAUGAGAAAAUGUUGAGAGCUCUCAUAUUUCAAGCGUGAAAAGGAAUUGUUUCUAGCUGUCUAUAACCAUAGUAAUAGAAUUUGGGAGAGGAUAGACAAAGGGAGAAAGAAAGCAAAAAGGCACGGAAAAAUUUAGUGCAAUUCAGUAUUUGUCCUAUUUGUUCGCAUGUAUUAUUUUUCAUUAAUUUAGAAAAAUGACUUAUCUUUUUUCAUGGAUUAUGUGUAUUUUGUUAGUGUGGGAACACACUUGUACGUAAACGUGUACGUAGAUUCAACAGUCAGUGAAAAAAUUGUUGACUUGUGAAAUCAUUGGGUGGCUUUUCGUCAUA